Messenger RNA from Wasmannia auropunctata (little fire ant), 3411 nucleotides. It is a transcript of the gene trbd, whose product is annotated as ubiquitin thioesterase trabid. Gene Ontology annotation, biological process: cytoskeleton organization; protein deubiquitination involved in ubiquitin-dependent protein catabolic process; positive regulation of Wnt signaling pathway. Gene Ontology annotation, molecular function: K63-linked polyubiquitin modification-dependent protein binding; cysteine-type deubiquitinase activity. Lineage: Eukaryota; Metazoa; Arthropoda; Insecta; Hymenoptera; Formicidae. Gene Ontology annotation, cellular component: cytoplasm; nucleus. Bases 870 to 3086 code for a protein of 738 amino acids. The record is from RefSeq and is a predicted model, not a curated record. The transcript has 8 exons.
CGAUGUCGUGAUACGCGGUGAUCAGCGGUGACAGCGACUCGCGCUUCUCGUGUCUUCUACCCGUCGUGUGUCUUCACUCUUCAGUCGAGAGAGAGACGAGAAGCAGAAAGAAAGAGUGGCGCGAAAGGAAGGGAGAGAGAAAGAGGGAGGGAGAGACGUCGCCGUCGCCGCCGCCGCUGUUGUCCUCCUCCUCUCCUGCGCGUCCCGCGUUUCGAUAUUCCUCGUCGCCGUCGGAUAAUCCCGUGGGAAGGAAGGGCGCUCGCGGGAUUGAUCGUGCGCAUGUACAGGCGCGCGUACGUGUGCCGUGUGCGCGCGUGUGAGCGAACGAGCGAGCCUUAACCUGCCUGCCUGCCUGCCUGGUGCCUGCCCGCCUGGUGUCUGCCCGUUCCCGCGAACGCGAGAGCGGCGCGCUCGACGAAAACUGCGCGCUCGCUGGUGCAUGAAUGGUACAUGAGUCGACUGGACGACGGUGCCGAGCUGAAGCGGGAUCUCUUAUGGAGGAUAGCCGAGUGUGACGGUAGCUGCGGGCGACGUGCGGGGCUCAUACAAGGUGGCACGGGAUAACGUCAAGAUUCUUCCACCAAUGUCCACAUUGGCACAUCUCUAGCGGCUUUAUUACAAUCAAUCAGAAUGCUGAUCACAUAGCGUAUACCGGGCUAUAAACCACACUUUGGACACAAAUCUCCCGAUAGACUAUGCGCUGCGCGACAUAGAAAAAUUCAUCUAGGAUAUUUAGGAUAUUUAAUGUUUAAUGCACAUUUCGGCGUCGUCUUUCAACUGAACGUUUUCUUCCGUAUCGAGAAGUACUGCAUCCCUCGCGGCAACGAGACCAAAACCUCCAUUGAUUAACUCCUCCAUCCAGAUUGAAGAUGACCAGCAGACUCGAGGAAACAGAGCAGAAAUGGACUUGCGAAUACUGCACUUAUGAGAAUUGGCCCUCUUCCUUGAAAUGCACCAUGUGCAGGGGCGCCAAGCCUCUCCUGGGCGAGGACAUCUACCGUCUUCGGGAUCCUAGCCCGCAAAGAGGCUCCUCCAACGUCGCUUCCGGCCCCGUGUCCCAGAUAAGCCCCACGGACAACUUUACCUCGCAAAAUUACAGCCAGAAUCUGCCUUCGGCGGGAAAGUGGGCCUGCAGCAUGUGCACUUAUCUUAAUUAUCAGAAUACAACGCGGUGCGUACAGUGCAGCAAUCGGAAGCCGGUCAAUCAGUCUGUCAAUUCAUUAGCAUCGAAUCUACACGAACAUUUAGCACCGUUGCGACUGGCCGAUGGACCACCAAACACGGGAUCGAAUUCCCAAUUGAAUCCCUCGCCGAUCAAUCUCCAUCCGGAAAGAUUGUACAAUAUGCAUCCGGACAAGUGGUCUUGUCAUGUGUGUACUUACGAGAAUUGGCCCAAGGCAACUAAAUGCGUCAUGUGCGGUCAUCUGAAGGAGAAGGAUAGAAGGGAUAAGGGAACGCAGGGCAACGUAGGGGUGAUUUUACCGAGUCCCGAGCGGGAACAUAGUCAACGGGGCUUACCAUCGCCCCCACAUGCACCAUAUAUUCAUCAGACGCAGAGAGAGGAUAAUUUAGCGAUAGGAAGGAGAGGUCCGCAUAGGUAUGCAGAGAGCCGGAAUGACAGUUUGUCAACUCCUCAAUCUCCGAAUAACUGUGAUUACGAGCGUCGAUUGAAGCAAUUAAGACGCCAUACCGAUUGGUGUUGGCUAAACGCUUGUCUCGGUAUUGUCGAGGGUGACAACACUCCUGUUGAAGCUUAUCUGGCAAGCGGCGGCGAUCCUGCCCGCCAAUUGACGCAUUCUGAGGUCUUGCUCCUCAAUAGAAGCAGCGCGUUCGACGUUGGGCACACCUUGGUGCACUUGGCUAUUAGGUUUCAAAGGGAAGAUAUUUUAGCAACAUUGCUGUCACAAAUUGAAGGUUCGGGCUCAGGGGUGAAAAGGGUACCGAGUUACGUUGCACCUGAUCUCGCGGUACAGAUUCGGCGACAUGUCACCAACAGUAUACGCUUACGCAAGGGCUCAUUUCCCUGUUAUUUCGUUACCGACAUGGCUACCUUCGCGUUACCAGCCGAGGUUGAGGAUCUGCCGAGUAUUGUACAAGAGCAGAUGCUAGAGGAAUUGUUAGAUAAGGAAGCUCAACAGCAAUUGGAAGGCGGUGGUGGCGAACCGCCAGCUCUAAAUUGGUCUUUAGAAAUUACCGAACGAUUAGGUAGUCGUUUACAUGCGCUCUGGAACCGAUCGGCCGGGGAUUGUCUUCUAGAUUCUGCUAUGCAGGCUACUUGGGGUGUUUUUGAUAGAGACAAUGCUCUAAGGAGAGCGCUGGCUGACACCUUACAGCAAGCCGGUCAAUUCUUUUAUCCUCGUUGGAGAGAGUAUGAAGCCUCGCAAGCAUCUAGGAUGUUAGAUUUCACUUUAGAAGAAACACAAUGGCAAGAAGACUGGGAAAGCUUGUUAGCAACGGCCGCUCAACCCGGAAGCGCGUUAGAACAAUUGCACGUGUUUGCCCUUGCCCACAUUUUGAGACGACCCAUUAUAGUCUACGGAGUUAAAUAUGUUAAAAGCUUUCGCGGCGAAGAUAUAGGCUAUGCAAGAUUCGAAGGUGUUUAUCUACCAUUAUUAUGGGAACCCUCAUUUUGCAUCCGUUCACCAAUCGCAUUGGGUUAUACCCGUGGCCAUUUCACGGCGUUGGUUCCAAUUGAACCCUACGCUUCGUCCAGAAUACCGCCUCUCGCGACCCACGGGGUAGUGAGCGGGAACAACAGUCCACUCGAGCAGCUACAAAUCCAGAUGCAGACCACCUUUAUGCCACUAAUGGAUCGCGAGCAUAAGCUUCUGCCAAUACACUUUCUCACGACGGAUGAGAUCGGUCGCGAGGAAUCAAUCUACAAGGAGUGGUUGGACGUAUGCAGAACCGAGGGUGGAAUACUUGUAGCGCAGCAGAAACUUCACAAGAGACCUCUGCUCGUUGCGCAAAUGUUGGAGGAAUGGCUGAAUCAUUAUCGUAGAUUAGCUCAAACUAACGAGGCACCCUUUUCGAGACCACCCACAUUACAGGAUUAUAGUAGCGAUGGUGAUACUGAAGACGAGUAGUGUAGUAAUUUUAAGAGAGAAGUGUUGCGACUGACAUGAGAAGCAUCUCCAUUUCUCACAAGAUUAUUCUCGACCGAAAAUUAUAAAAUGGUUAGUAUUAAUAAAACGAAAACUAUACGUGAAUGCCGUACUUUCAUGAGUAACUCGCGAUACAGAGAAACUACUACGUCCAUACACUGGCAAUGUACCAUUAAAAAAAGUGAAAACGUCGCAUCGCUAUGGAUCAUUUUUGCAAAGCAAAAAUUGUAAAGUUUGAAUUAGGAUUUAUGAAUUGUGUACCAAACUUUUCUCUCUCUCUCUCUCUCUCUCUCUCUCUCUCUCUCUC